AUGGGCGAUAAAACGAUAAGCGCGGCUAUUGAUAAGAUAAGGACAAAGACUAUGCCUCAGGCCUCAGGUCCAGAUCGUGCCGACCUCGUCCGUUUCGCCUCUAUCAAACCUCGUGUUCUAGACCAGCUUGUAUCAGCUAGCUCGUCACCCAAAUCUCCGUAUCCGGUGACAUAUGGAGCGGACAAGAUGCUGGCACCAUUUGCCACCUGCGCGGAGCCCACGACACCCCGGACGAGCCGAGCCCUCACGAAACAACACCGGUUCCGCUCCUUGACAGGGUGCCUCACAUGUCGCCAGCGCAAGAAAAAAUGCGACGAGAGAAAACCAAAAUGCAUUGGGUGCACACGUAACGGCUUACAAUGUGCCUGGCCGGUUGCUGGUACGAGCUCAAAACCUCCAAAAUCAGUACUCCGAGCUGCGUCACGGGAUUGUAAAGAUAGUCCAGAUCAGCUCGACCCAUCGGCUCGAUGGUCGAAUCUCACUGGCUCGUUUGUGUCUCUAACGAGAGCAUCCACACUUACGGGGACAUCAAGCCUUCUCUUUACACAUUAUAUAACUGAAACGGCCAACGUUCUGUCUUCCUUUUCUCCAGAUGGAAACAACCCGUUUGUGACUUUACUCGUGCCUCUAUGCUGCAAUGAUGACCUGCUCAUGCAUUCGUUGCUGGCGCUUAGUGGAGCCCACAUGAAGUUCCGCAACCCUGGGAUCGAGACGCUAUCUGGAGAUGAUCAAGGGGCAAUGUUCAGCCACCUCCGCGCAAGCCGCCAACUAAUUCUCCGAUUAGCAGAUGGUCCACUGUCAUCCAGCACCAAUGAAAACGGACGCCUGUUUGCAUUUGUCUUGGAAAUAUACCGCUUUCUCAUCCUAAGUAACAAUAUUAUCCCCUACGGAGCUAUCAAUCGCCGAACCGUGCCUCACGACACCUUCCUCGAUGGCAUACUCGGCACAAUGAACCAUUUUGACACAUGGGGAGUUAUCUUCGGCGACAGCCAUGGCUUGUUCGAACUUUUGCCUGACAUCGCAGUUCUUGCGGCCCGACGUCUCACAGAGCAAACCGCUUCACAGGCGAGCUUAGAGAUGCAACAAGCACUCUACGCCCGAAUAAUCGAAUGGAAGCCCCCAGAAUCUACAGCCACCAAUCAAAAAUGCCUGCCCCAACGAGAUACCGCACUGAAUCUCUGCCGGGAGGCUGCUCUGCUCUAUCUUGAGACGGCAAUGGCCCCAGACGCAUUAAACGACACUGUAACGUUGGCGAGAGUACAGAAGCAUAUUGAUAACAUCAUGCUAUACGCAGAGCAGGCUGCUGGAUCCCCUUACGAGACCAUAUUUCUGGGUCCUCUGAUAAUCGUCGGCUCCUGCAUGUUGCAAGCUGAACAACGACAGCUACUUCUAGAUAGCCUGAGGUCUAACAGAUUCCACAUGAAUCACUGCUUACAGGCUGCUUCGCUUCUUGAGCAGCUUUGGAAUGACCGGAGUGGACGUUUAUUCGGGCCAUAUGGUUUAGCGAUUAUCAUGCGCCGUCGUGGGAUCAAUUUAGGCAUUGCAUGA
Penicillium cataractarum is the source of this 1548-nucleotide messenger RNA. RefSeq names its product Zn(II)2Cys6 transcription factor. Lineage: Eukaryota; Fungi; Ascomycota; Eurotiomycetes; Eurotiales; Aspergillaceae. Gene Ontology annotation, cellular component: nucleus. Gene Ontology annotation, molecular function: DNA-binding transcription factor activity, RNA polymerase II-specific; zinc ion binding; transcription cis-regulatory region binding. Gene Ontology annotation, biological process: positive regulation of transcription by RNA polymerase II. Bases 1 to 1548 code for a protein of 515 amino acids. The record is from RefSeq and is a predicted model, not a curated record. The transcript is spliced from 2 exons.